Populus trichocarpa (black cottonwood) is the source of this 919-nucleotide messenger RNA. RefSeq names its product ankyrin repeat-containing protein P16F5.05c. Gene Ontology annotation, biological process: piRNA processing. Lineage: Eukaryota; Viridiplantae; Streptophyta; Magnoliopsida; Malpighiales; Salicaceae. The transcript is spliced from 7 exons. The record is from RefSeq and is a predicted model, not a curated record. Gene Ontology annotation, molecular function: protein binding. Bases 88 to 549 code for a protein of 153 amino acids. Gene Ontology annotation, cellular component: pi-body.
CAAUUUUUCCGGUGCUCAACCCUCAAAGAAGAAGAGUGAAACCUAAAACCCUGUGCUCCCUCCCUCCCAAAACUCUAGAAACUGAUAAUGGGGACGGCGACAAACCAAGCAGAGCGGCAAACCCAAGUCGAAACAACGCCGGAGAUUGUUGAUGCUUUACUUGAGGCUGCUAGAUAUGAUGAUUUUGAGGAUAUCACAAGUUUAGCAUCUUCUGGGGUUUCUCUUGACUCCAAAGAUUCACAGGGCAGAACAGCCCUCCAUAUGGCUGCAGCUAAUGGGCAUCUUGACAUUGUGGAGUAUCUUAUCAAUCAAGGAGUGGACCUCAAUGCUUCUAAUGAGGAGAAGAAUACGCCUCUUCAUUGGGCCUGUCUCAAUGGUCAUAUAGAGGUUGUUAAGAAAUUGAUUCUGGCAGGAGCGAGUUUAGGCAUUCUUAAUAGCCAUGAACGGACUCCAAUGGAUGAAGCUGUUACUAGGGGAAAAUUGGAUGUUAUUGAUGCAAUUAAUGCAGCUGUGGCACAACAGGAACUUUCAGGUGUUACAGUUUCCUAGUCUAGGAUUUCUGUGAUAAAUGUAAUCCGAUUAAUAUUUUACAGGAUGACAAAGAUGUAAAAGGUGGCUGGAAGCAUCUUAGAUUCUGCCAGGCACUUACUGAUGAUGCUACUGGAGGAAUGAAUGAAUAUGAUUCACUUCUUGACCUCUUGAGAUUCAUCGAGACUUCUUUACAUAAUUUAUUGCUUUUUAAUGUACAGAAAAGUCGCAAUGCAUACUCUUUGAAAGAGAGAUGGAGAAUCUAUAAUACGGUCCAAAAAUUAAUCAGAAAUUUUGUAGUAGAGUAUAGAUUCCAUUUCCUCGCACUUAUGAUAGCAGUUGAUUGGUUAACAUUCGCGAAUAAUUUUCGAUGAACCAUAGUUUCAUUUCA